This is a messenger RNA of Syzygium oleosum, 1513 nucleotides long. RefSeq names its product probable inactive poly [ADP-ribose] polymerase SRO5. Lineage: Eukaryota; Viridiplantae; Streptophyta; Magnoliopsida; Myrtales; Myrtaceae. The transcript is spliced from 5 exons. Gene Ontology annotation, molecular function: NAD+ poly-ADP-ribosyltransferase activity. The record is from RefSeq and is a predicted model, not a curated record. Bases 145 to 1260 code for a protein of 371 amino acids.
CAUUCGUUCUGCGAUUCGGUUUUUCUUUCUUCAAUCCGUACCAAUUUUAUGAUAGUUUUUUGUUUUGGCAGCGGUAAAAUUUUUGUGAAUCGACUUGUUAUUUUUUUAACGCACUUUUUUGGGACGUUCCAGCUUCGGUAAAAAAUGUCGAACUACAUCAUGCAUCAAUCUCGUUCACUGACUGUACACACCGUCACUCCUGAUGCAGUUGCAGGUGAAUCCACCCACUUGGCAAUCGAUCUCAACCGUCCAGAUCUGCACGAUCCGAUGGAAGAUCAGGCUCCGGAUUCGUCCGUCUCUGACUGCGAGAGCAUCGUCUCUGCCGGCAGGUCCGGCACUGCACUGUCGCUGUUCGUCGAGAGCGGGUUGAUGAAACUCAGAGAGGGAGACGAGGUCCACCGCUAUAUCAAGGAGAGAUUCAUCUCACAGCUAGGUGCGGUUGCGGAGCAAGUUACCGUGGUGGCAAUCCACCAGAAUUGCUACUCCAGUUUCUCUGGCAAAGCACGGGCCGAAGCGUUUCAAGUUUACUCACAGGCAGUGCAGAAGAAAGGCGGCGGCGAAACCGCCAACGUGAGGCAUGCAUGGUAUACGACCUCGAAGGAGGAGGUGGCCAAGAUCUUGUCUCAUGGCUUUGGCUACAGUGGGAAGCCUGAGAACAGUGGCUUGUAUGGUUGUGGAGUUUAUUUUGCUCCUGAUUAUUGUCCUCUCGAAAGCGUUAUGUCUGCCCCUAUAGAUGAAGAUGGCCUACAACAUCUGUUGCUUUGCCGGGUCAUACUAGGGAAAUCGGAGCUUGUUAGUCGUUGCUCGGAACAAUAUCAUCCUAGUUCAGAACAGUACGAUUCGGGCGUUGACGACUUGUCAUCUCCAAGGAGAUACAUUGUUUGGAGCACCCACAUGAACAGUCAUGUGUUGCCGGAGUAUGUUGUUAGCUUUAGAACUCCUCGUAGCUUGAGAGGGUUGUUAAGAACUCCGGAGAAGUCACAGCAACCGACUUCCCCUUGGAUCUCGUUUCCAAUUUUGAUUUCGGAACUCUCGAAAAUCUUCCGUCCAUCUGACGUUAGUCUGAUCUCCAAGUAUUAUGAGGACCGCAAGGGGGGAAAGAUUUCGAGGCAUGUGCUGGUACAAAAAGUCAGGAAAAUCGCAGGCGAUUGGUUGCUGAUUGACAUCAUCAAUAGUUUCAGAAAUAAGCAACUCGGGCGUGAAGCAGUUGAUUAUGGGACUAUGAUGGACUUGAAUAAGACUGGGAUGCGAGGCGUAUAAAUGAGAGCUGUUUUCUUUUUGAUGGGUUCACAGCACACAGCGGGGCGAGCAAAUGGUACACAAAAUGUGGAGGAGGAGGCCCAUCCGAAUCGGACACUGACAUAGCUGCGGACUCUUAGAUAGGAAAAAGACUCUUUCAAAAUUUGUAUGAUUUGAACGUUUGUGCUUGAUUAUAGUCAUAAACUGCGGUCUUCUCUUGGUCCCUAUGUCACAUGACUAUUUAUUUUCAAUGGAGUAUCAAAACUCUUUUUUA